GACCUUCCUAGUGACCCCUGUAAAGAGCUAGUGAUAUAACCAUUGCCAUAGAAUAUGGGUGAAGUAAAGGGGCUGGCUGGGCCUAUUAGGUGCAGAUUAUAUCUUUUGAUUCAUUAUUUCAGUCCAUUGUAAUUCACAGCAACAAACUGUUUUUUUCUUUUUACAGAUGUUCCACAAAGGGUCCUGGUGUUUAUCUCCUCAACUCAAGUAAUGGAGGGGGAUUCAGUGAAUCUGAACUGCAGCAGCAAUAUCUCAUAUGUGAACAGUUACACCUGGUUUAAGAGAUCAGGAACACAGGAUAUAGAAGUAGGAUUUGGGCAAAAUUACACCAUCAUGAACAUCAACAUUACAGACAACAAAUACAAAUGCAGGGUUUCUGGUUGGUACGAAACUGCAUUCUCAGAGUACAAGACUAUUGAUGUUUUCUACAGCCCAAAGAAUGUCCAGGUUUCUGUGAGUCCCUCUGCUCGAGUAAUGGAGGGGAGUUCAGUGACACUGACCUGCAGCGGUGAUGCAAACCCACCUGUGCACAGUUACACCUGGAUUAAGAGAUCAGGAACACAGGAUAAGGAUAUAGAAGUCGGAUACGGGAAGAGUUACACCAUCACAAACAUCGCCAUUACAGACAACAACUACAAGUGCAGGGCAUCCAACCAGCACGGCUCUGCAUUCUCAGAGUACCAGACACUUGAUAUUUUAUACCGCCCAAAGAACGUCCAGGUUUCUGUGAGACCCUCUGCUCGAGUAAUGGAGGGGAGUUCAGUGACACUGACCUGCAGCGGUGAUGCAAACCCACCUGUGCACAGUUACACCUGGUUUAAGAGAUCAGGAACACAGGAUAUAGAAGUCGGAUACGAGAAGAGUUACACCAUCAGUUACACCAUCGCCAUUACAGACAACAACUACAAGUGCAGGGCUUCCAACCAGCACGGCUCUGCAUUCUCAGAGUACCAGACACUUAAUAUUUUAUACAGCCCAAAGAAUGUUUCUGUGAGUCCCUCUGCUCGAGUAAUGGAGGGGAGUUCAGUGACACUGACCUGCAGCGGUGAUGCAAACCCACCUGUGCACAGUUACACCUGGUUUAAGAGAUCAGGAUCACAGGAUAUAGAAGUCGGAUACGAGAAGAGUUACACCAUCACAAACAUCAACAUUACAGACAACAACUACAAGUGCAGGGCUUCCAACCAGCACGGAUCUGCAUUCUCAGAGUACCAGACACUUGAUAUUUUAUACCGCCCAAAGAACGUCCAGGUUUCUGUGAGACCCUCUGCUCGAGUAAUGGAGGGGAGUUCAGUGACACUGACCUGCAGCGGUGAUGCAAACCCACCUGUGCACAGUUACACCUGGUUUAAGAGAUCAGGAACACAGGAUAUAGAAGUCGGAUACGAGAAGAGUUACACCAUCAGUUACACCAUCGCCAUUACAGACAACAACUACCGGUGCAGGGCAUCCAACCAGCACGGCUCUGCAUUCUCAGAGUACCAGACACUUAAUAUUUUAUACAGCCCAAAGAAUGUUUCUGUGAGUCCCUCUGCUCGAGUAAUGGAGGGGAGUUCAGUGACACUGACCUGCAGCGGUGAUGCAAACCCACCUGUGCACAGUUACACCUGGUUUAAGAGAUCAGGAUCACAGGAUAUAGAAGUCGGAUACGAGAAGAGUUACACCAUCACAAACAUCAACAUUACAGACAACAACUACAAGUGCAGGGCUUCCAACCAGCACGGAUCUGCAUUCUCAGAGUACCAGACACUUGAUAUUUUAUACCGCCCAAAGAACGUCCAGGUUUCUGUGAGACCCUCUGCUCGAGUAAUGGAGGGGAGUUCAGUGACACUGACCUGCAGCGGUGAUGCAAACCCACCUGUGCACAGUUACACCUGGUUUAAGAGAUCAGGAACACAGGAUAUAGAAGUUGGAUACGAGAACAGUUACACCAUCAAAAACAUCGCCAUUACAGACAACAACUACAAGUGCAGGGCUUCCAACCAGCACGGCUCUGCAUUCUCAGAGUACCAGACACUUAAUAUUUUAUACAGCCCAAAGAAUGUCCAGGUGUCUGUGAGUCCCUCUGCUCGAGUAAUGGAGGGGAGUUCAGUGACACUGACCUGCAGCGGUGAUGCAAACCCACCUGUGCACAGUUACACCUGGUUUAAGAGAUCAGGAACACAGGAUAUAGAAGUCGGAUAUGCGAACAGUUACACCAUCAAAAACAUCGCCAUUACAGACAACAACUACAAGUGCAGGGCUUCCAACAAGCACGGAUCUGCAUUCUCAGAGUACCAGACACUUAAUAUUUUAUACUCCCCAACGGAGGCCUCUACGUCUGUGAUUCUGACAUGCAGAGCUGAUGGGAACCCACCUGUAGAGUAUAUCUGGUACAGAGAAGGGGAAAUCACACCUGUGGCAUACGGGCAGACCUACAGGAUUACCAGUUUCAGUAAAGACAACAUUGCACAGUUCUACUGUACAGCUGGUAAUGGAAUUGGGCCUCGGAAUGCAGUUUCUGUACCGGUCACCUUUACAGAGGAGUGUCAUAAAGCACAGGUUGCAGCUGCUGGCAUUGGUGGAUACUGUGGUGGUCUCAUUACAGCAGCUCUCUUCUACGUUCUGUGGAUGAGGUGGAAGAAGCAGAAUGGAAAUGAUUCUGAGGUACGUAAGAGCAGGAGGAAGUUCGGAAAAAACACGGCAAUCGAAGAGGAUUAUGAGAACGUUGACCCAGAGUUCAAGGAUGACACAUACAACACUCUUAAUCCAAGGACCGGCUCCACAAACGAUGUGUACGAAACUCUAGCGACUACGGGCAGUGCCACCUGUGCCAUGACAGAGGUGUAGAUCCACAGAUCACCCUCUUCCUCAUCCUCUGACUCCAGUUCUGUGAAUCCGUCAUCCGAACCAUCAAAGGGAUACUGAAACCACUGAGCAGACUGAGCCCAAGAGGAGAAGCAAAGGAACCACUGAGAAUAAGAAGCUAAUGCUUGCAGUUUAUGCUAAAGGUUGAUGCUUAAAACACAGUUUUAACAUGUGUGAGAUCAUUAUUUACCUGCCUAAGCUUUAAAAGAGCCUAUUCAGAUUUUCCUAGUUUCCCUAGUUCGGCAAAAUAGUAUAUUCAUGAAUUAACUACUAAUGCUUAGUUGCCUUUGUUUUCUUUAGUUUUGAUUAAAUAUGUUAACUUGUUCUUUGAUAAUAAAAGAAUAACAGAG
Astyanax mexicanus (Mexican tetra) is the source of this 3197-nucleotide messenger RNA. RefSeq names its product B-cell receptor CD22. The record is from RefSeq and is a predicted model, not a curated record. The transcript is spliced from 14 exons. Lineage: Eukaryota; Metazoa; Chordata; Actinopteri; Characiformes; Acestrorhamphidae. The coding region runs from base 211 to 2829 and encodes 872 amino acids.